UCACCUGCAAGUGGUGCCUCAGGAGGCUGUGGGUCUAUUUCUCCCUCCAUCAUGGGAACAAGGGCCAAACUCCUGGGGAGACACUGUUCCCCUUCCUGAGUAGCUGGUGAUGCGACAACCCCAUGACAGAGAUGGCCAGCCUCCCAGUGACCACACCCUGUGAGUCUGUCUACACUGAGGAUUCCUUGGUCUCUUCCUUCUGCACAACUGGCUUCAGAGAGGAGAAGCCAUGUCCCCCAGCCUCACAGCCCUGUUCUGCCUCGGGCUGAGCGUGGGCCUGAGGACCUCAGUGCAGGCAGAGAUCCUCCCCAAACCCACCCUCUGGGCUGAGUCAGGCCCUGUGAUCCCUCAGUUCAGCCCUGUGACCAUCUGGUGUCAGGGGACCUUGCAGGCCCAGGAAUUUUAUCUGUAUAAAGACAGAAGCCCAACAUCCUGGGAUGGACAGACGUCACCAUAUCCUAGGAAGAAGGUGAAGUUCUCCAUCACAAAGAUGACAGAGCACACUGCAGGGAGAUAUCAAUGUUACUAUGUCAGCUCCACUGGCUGGUCACAGCUCAGUGACCCCCUGGAGCUGGUGGUGACAGGAGUCUAUGACAAACCCAGCCUCUCAGCCCUGCCCAGCCCUGUUGUGACCUCAGGAGGGAAUGUGACCCUCCAGUGUGGCUCUGGACUAGAAUUUCACAGGUUCAUUCUGACUAAGGAAGGAGAAGACAGGAUCUCCAGGACCGUGGACUCACAGCCACAGCUCAGUGGGCCAUACUUGAACCUGUUUCCUGUGGGCCCCGUGACCCCCACCCACACGUGGACAUUCAGAUGCUAUGGAUAUUACUGGAACAGCCCCCAUGUGUGGUCACAGCCCAGUAACCCCCUAGAGCUUCUUGUCCCAGGUGGCUCAGGGAAGCCCUCCCUCCUGACCCAGCAGGGCCCCAUUGUGGCCUCUGGACAGAGCCUGACCCUCCAGUGUCUCUCUGACAUCGGCUAUGACAGAUUCGCUCUGUCCAAGGAGGGCGGACAGGACCUCCGCCAGAGCUCUGUCCUGCAGCCCCAGGAUGGGCUCUCUGAGGCCAACUUCCCCCUGGGCACUGUGAGCAGCUCCCACGGGGGCCGGUACAGGUGCUACGGUAGACACAGACUCUCCUCCCAGUGGUCGGCCCCCAGUGACCCCCUGGACAUCCUGGUGGCAGGAUGGCUCCAUGACAGACCUUCCCUCUCAGUGCAACCAGGACCCAUGGUGGCCACAGGAGAGAAUGUGACCCUGCUGUGUCAGUCAUGGAGCAUGGAUACUUUCUUUCUGACCAAGGAGGGGGCAGUUGAUCCCCCCCUAUAUCUCACAUCACAGUACCGAGCUCAGCAGUACCAGGCAGAGUUCUCCAUGGGUCCUGUGACCUCAGCCCAUGGUGGGACCUACAGGUGCUACAGCUCACUUAGCACCUCCCCCUACCUGCUGUCACAAUCUAGUGCCCCCCUGGAGCUCCUGGUCUCAGGAGUUUCCCCCAAACCCUACAUAUGGGCUGACCCAGGUCCCAUCAUCAGUAAGGGGAGCCCUGUGACCAUCUGGUGCCAGGGGUCUCUGCAGGCGGAUGGCUACCUUCUGUAUAAAGACAGGUACUCUCAGCCCUUGGAUACGAGCAUCCCAAACACCUCCAGCAAGAAGACUGAGUUCCUCAUUCAGUCCAUGAGCUCACAGUACACAGGGCUGUACCAGUGUGCAUACAGCACUGGGGACACACUGUCUGAGAGGAGUGAGCCCCUGCUCCUGGUGAUGACAGGAGUGUACAGCGCACCCUCCCUCUCAGCCCAGCCAGGCCCGGUGGUGAACUCAGGAGGGAACGUGUCCCUCUUGUGCAGCUCACAGUCCACACAGGGCCCUUUCCACCUGCUGAAGGAGGGAGAGGCUGAGCUGCUCCAUAGCAGGAAAUCAGAAUGGAAGUACUAUGCUGGGAGACGGCAGGCUGUCUUCCCUGUGGGCCCCGUGAGAUCCUCCCAUGGGGGGACCUACAGAUGUUAUGGUUCCUCCAGCUUCUACCCCAAUGUGUGGUCACAGCCCAGUGCCCCUCUGCAUCUCCAAGUCACAGGUGUGUACAGGGAGCCUUCCCUCUUGGCCCAGCCAGGACCCAUGGUGCUGCCUGGAGACAGCCUGACCCUCCAGUGUCACUCAGAGCCUGGCUCUGCCAGAUUCGCUCUGACCAAGGACCAACAGCCCACACGCCCCCAGUAUCUCCAGGGGCAGCGCAGCCCCAACUUCUCCCUGGGCCCUGUGAACCUCGCCCAUAGGGGCCGCUACAGGUGCUAUAGCAGACACAACCUCUCCUAUGUGUGGUCCGCCCCCAGCGCCCCCCUGGACAUCCUGAUUGCAGGAAUGUACAGGAAACCCUCCCUCUCAGCACAUCCAGGACCCUUGGUGCCCUGGGGGGCAAACGUGACCUUGCAGUGUCAAUCUGAGGUCAGGGCUGACACCUUCCACCUGCACAGGGAGGGGUCCCUAGAUCCUCCCCAGUGGCUUCGUCUGCAGGACACAGCUGCCCCUUCUCAGGCCAACUUCACCAUCAGCCCUGUGACCUGGGGCUACAAUGGGACCUACAGGUGCUACAGCUCACACAGCUCCUCCCCCUUCCAGUUGUCACAUCCCAGUGACCCCCUGGAGCUCCUGGUCUCAGGUCUCCAAUGGUCCCUGAGCAUCCUGAUUGGGGUCUCGGUGGCCCUCGUCCUGCUGCUCUCCCUCCUCUUCUUCCUCCGACACUGGAGUCAGAACAAAGGCAGGACAUCGACGGGCGCAGCAACAGAACAUGAGGACAGAGGCCCGCAGAAGAGCUCCAGCCCAGCUGCUGACAUCCAGGAAGAGAACUUGUAUGCUGUUGUGAAAGACACACAGCCUGAGGAGGACAGACACCUGGACAGUCAGGCUGAAGCAUCUGAAGAUCCCCAGGAUGUGACCUACGCCCAGCUGAACCACUUGGCCCUCAGACAGGAGACAAGGGCACCCUCUUCCUCCCCGUCAGAGGAGCCCCCAGAUGAGCCCAGUGUGUAUGCUGCUCUGGCUGUCCACUAACCCAGAAAGGAUCCUAACCCCACGCUCCACGGAGGGGGCCUGCAGGGACCCUGGAAAGCACAGGAGCUGCACCCAAGGACACUCAGUAGUGGCCCCUGCCAGCCUGGAGACCUCACUCAGGCCCUCAGCAGCUCUGGGGCCUUUUAGAAGUCUAUUGCUUCUGGAACUCCAUCAUCACAUGGCUGAUCUACAUCCCCUAAGGGACCCCACUGACUGCACGAAUCCCUUGGAACUGCAAGGCCAGAAUUAUACACAUGACAACCUUGGGCUGAGGGCAGGCCUAUAAUUCAGCCAGUGAGCCACAGCUAUCACUGUGAAGCUGGGCACUCAGCUGACCUCAGAGCCCAAAAGUCCCCAGACACAAAGGGACCAACUAUAGGGUACAAAGUGGCUGCAGCCACUGAAGGGGUUGCUCAAUUCCAUACUUCUCGUUUCCUGAUCCAGCCCCUUCCUCCCCUGCCUGAUGCAGCUUCUCAGCAAGGAAAAGGAAGCCUGCUCCCUCCUGACCAUCACUGUCUUCCUUCUCUAAACAUGGGGGGAGGGGUGCCUUUCAUAGGCCACUAACCCAUUCCCCACUUCACAUCGUCAAAACAGAAUUAGGAAUCUGCCCACCACCCACCCUGUAACAAGCUGUGUAAUGAGCCUGUAGAUCUUGUCAAUCACUACCAAUUAAAAUUCACCAGCUGCCCUGACCAGUGUGGCUCAAUUGGUUAGGCAUCACCCCACAAAGCUAAAGGUCACCAGUUAAUUCCUGAUCAUGGCCCAUGCCUCAGUUGAGGGUUCCAUUCUGGUUGAGGUGUUAUUUCUCCCCUUUCCUCCCUUCCUUCCCCUCUAAAACACAAACAAAAAAACACCCAGCAGCCUAUGGUGGAUGGGAUCAGCCCUGUUCCCAGCAGCUCCCUGCCCCCACAGCUCAUCCUGACUUCCCUUGUCAUGGGUUGGGGAAAGGCUGGAGUCGGGCUAUGAUGCUGGCCUCUACUUGCUACUUCCUCUGCCUGAAAAUGAUUGUUCAGCUUUCAGAGCUUUUUUUUUUUUAUUGCAUUUUAUUUGUUCAGAAUGCUCAUCUUUAAAACUUAACUGAAAUUAAAGAUGA
This is a messenger RNA of Phyllostomus discolor (pale spear-nosed bat), 4142 nucleotides long. RefSeq names its product leukocyte immunoglobulin-like receptor subfamily B member 3. The transcript has 15 exons. NCBI's taxonomy places the organism in Eukaryota, Metazoa, Chordata, Mammalia, Chiroptera, Phyllostomidae. Gene Ontology annotation, molecular function: inhibitory MHC class I receptor activity. Gene Ontology annotation, biological process: cytokine-mediated signaling pathway. The record is from RefSeq and is a predicted model, not a curated record. The coding region runs from base 230 to 3049 and encodes 939 amino acids.